Drosophila ficusphila is the source of this 2730-nucleotide messenger RNA. RefSeq names its product methenyltetrahydrofolate synthase domain-containing protein (gene lost). NCBI's taxonomy places the organism in Eukaryota, Metazoa, Arthropoda, Insecta, Diptera, Drosophilidae. Bases 357 to 2015 code for a protein of 552 amino acids. The transcript has 6 exons. Gene Ontology annotation, cellular component: cytoplasm. The record is from RefSeq and is a predicted model, not a curated record.
UUCAGAGUUUGUGAAUUGUGUUAACUUUUUUGUUGGUUACGAAUAAAGCACCAUCUUCGAGCUCCCCAUCGCUAAAUUUCUUCGUGUAAGAAACAUUUCCGUAGGAAAAACAGCUACCGAAGGCACCAACCGCGCUUUUCUUGGUCGGUGAAAAAAGUGGUCGAGGGGUGCAAAAACAUCGCUUCCAGUAUUUUCAAACGCACUGUCCCCGUCCCACCUCUAGUGUCAGAAACGUGGUUUGUUGGAAGCAAGACGAGAAGGUAGACGUUGCUCUGUGACUUGUGUGAAUUCAGCUAAGGAAAAUUGUUGAGCGGAGGAAAAGCAGCGACGGCUUGAUACACAACUAAAGCGAUACGAUGGAAGAUCAAGGCAACGCAGCUCCCGCCGCCGCAGCGGAGAAUGGCGCAAACACCGCGCAGGAGGUGUCUUCGACAACUCAGCCCAUAGAGCCCACAAAACGCGCGCUUCGCGUUCAAACUUGGAAGAAGAUCCAGGAGGGCAAGGUUGGCAUUGGAUUCAACAACAUCUUCAACCGGAUCCCAGGGUUCGUGGAUGCCGAUAAGGCUGCUGCAUUGCUAAUCAACGAGGACGAGUUCAAGAAAGCACAGCACAUCAAGGUAAACAUCGACCGCGCCUUGCACGACUUCAAGGAACAGGCGUUGCUGGCCGACAAGUCUGUUUACUUGCCCAGUACUCGAGACUCCUCUGCGCUGUGCCUCAAGGUUGAUGUGCCGGCCGAUGCCACCGAGGAGCAGAAGAAAGAUGCUCUGCGCGUCCAGGAUAUCCAGAAGUUCCGUACUGAAAUCGGACUGGAUAGCGGUUUGAAGCUGGAUAUCGUAGUAAUUGGAUCCGUCGUGGUGUCUCGCGAUGGCUACCGCAUUGGACGCGGAAAUGGAUUCGCCGAUCUGGACAUCGGACUCCUCGUAGAGCUGGGAGCCAUCACACCGGAAACAGUUAUUGCCACGAUCGUGCAUGAUCUGCAGGUGGUGGACUCACUACCCUUGAAUUUGUUCCAGAAGUAUGACACUCCAGUUGACAUCAUUGUAACACCCUCUGAAGUGAUCCGCGUGGCCAAGCGCUUGCCCCGACCCAGUGGAGUUUUUUGGGAGCUUCUUUCCGAGCGCCGCCUGAAAAUUUUGCCUGUGCUGCAGCAGCUUAAGGAACGGGAGGAGAAGGCUGGAAAAUCGAUAUCGUUGAAGGAGGAGGAUACCGACGUAGAGCAGCAUCAAAACAACCGACGCCGUCGUGGGCCCGUGCGUCGUCGCUUCCAACGAGGAAACCCAGGACGCACCACCUCACAGACUGACAACGAACAGCAAGGCGAGACAACGCAGAAACGUACUCCGCGCCGCAAAGGUCGGUUCGUCACUCGCCGCAGACGCACAACCAAGUCUGAAGGCGAUCAGUCUGGAGUUGAAGGAGGUGCUAAGAGUGAGGAUCGUAAGUUCGAAGAGGCUGGCACUGGAGAGCGUCGUCCGAAAAAGAACAAGAAUCGCGGUCCUCGUGAUUUUUGCAUUAAGUUGACGAACUUGACCCGGGACAUACGCGUCAAGGACUUAAAAUCAGAACUCCGCAAACGUGAAUGCAAUCCGAUGUCGAUAACUUGGAAGGGUCACUUUGGAAAGUGCUUCCUGCACUUCGGAAACCGCAACGGCACACCCAGUACCCAGGACGACGUGGACAAGGUAUUGAAGUCUCUCAACGAUCUCUCGCUAACCAUUACCACCGGUGGCGAGACUGCCCCAGCUGCCGCUGCAGGAGCUGAGGGCGAUGCCGCCGUAAAAACUGAGCCAGCUGAGUCUGCGGCGCCUGUGCAGACCAAGACCAUUAAUGUCAAUGUCGAGCUGUUCAAGUUUGGCGCCAAGAAGAGUGCCAGCUCUACUGGUGCCAACGCCAGUGCAGGCGAAGACGGAAACGCCGCCGGCGGUGCGCAGAACGGAGGAGAGGCCGGCGCUGUGGCUGGCGGCGAAGGAGGUGGUGCACGCGUGGAGUCGGUCGACACUACCACAGUAUAGUAUGACUUCGCGCUUAGCGCAGCCACUGAACGGUCGCGGCGGACUCCCGCCAGCAGCGCAACGUUUGGAGUUCAACGAAAAAAAGUAACAUUUUGUUUAGAAAAAAUCGAAAAAUAUCAAACAAAUAAUGAAUAGAAAGCGAACGAACUCCAGACAAAAACACAAAAGUACACUCAACAUACACACUCACGAAAAACACACAGACAGUUACACUUGCAUACACUGAAGAUCAUGUUUUGCAGCUUGUAGUUUCUUCUUCUCCUUCAUUAUUCUAACAAACAUGAAGAACAAACGCAAAUUUUUCUAACGAAAACACAAACCAUUGACGCUUCUUCUAAACAAUUGCAUUUGUUUUUGCCUAAGAAAAACAAAACGAAAACUCGUUAAACAUUAUAAGGUUUUCAAGUUAAUUGAAAUGAUUGCAGAAAUACUCGUUCCACAAAUGCAGAGUGGAACAUCAUUUCUUCCAAAUAAUCCUUUACUAACUUCUUGUGACUUGUUACAAUUCUGAGUCAGGACACACUUUCAUAAAUUUUCAUCUCAACUUUUACACCCACACUUACUAAGAUCGCUUUUACCGUCUCUAUUAAGCAGUUGAGCUGCUUAUAGGGUAGGCAGUUGUGGGCGGCGUUAAAGUAAUAUUCAAAAAUGUAAUAAUCGAAAAGCCCAAAUAAAUGCAAAACAUCGUGAACACGAUAAGUGAAUUAACAAACUA